Messenger RNA from Closterium sp. Yama58-4, 1515 nucleotides. Lineage: Eukaryota; Viridiplantae; Streptophyta; Zygnematophyceae; Desmidiales; Closteriaceae. The record is from the annotation of a GenBank genome assembly.
AUGUUUCGAGUCGACGCAGCCAUGGGUGCUCUGCUUCGCCUCGUUUUCGUCCUCGCCCUGGCCUUCGCAUGCCUGUCCUCACUCGACGCGGCGGCCCGUCCAAUUACCACCGAAAGUGCCGCCGAGAAUGACGCGACGCGUUUCAAUCGCCGCGCUCUGCAAGAGUACGAGCCUGAGGCGGUUUUUUCUGCAAAUUUGGUGAACAUGGGCGGCGAUGCGAGCAGCGGCGGCGAGGAGGAGAGCAUGAUGGGGGCUGAGCGGGGGAGGGAGCUGUUUAGCUUCAAUCAGUUCAAGGACAAGCUUACGAACGCCAAGAACAGCGUCGUGAGUGGUGUCAAGAACACGGUUGAUGCCGCGAAAAACAAGGUGGAGGCUGCCAAGGACAGCGUCGUGAGUGGUGUCAAGAGCACGGUCGAUAAGGUAGAGGCCGCCAAGGACAGCGCCGUGAGUGGUGUCAAGAACACGGUCGAAGCCGCCAAAAACAAGGUAGAGGCCGCCAAGGACAGCGUCGUGAGUGGUGUCAAGAACACGGUUGAUGCCGCCAAAAACACGGUAGAGGCCGCCAAGGACAGCGUCGUGAGUGGUGUCAAGAGCACGGUCGAUAAGGUAGAGGCCGCCAAGGACAGCGCCGUGAGUGGUGUCAAGAGCACGGUCGAAGCCGCCAAAAACAAGGUAGAGGCCGCCAAGGACAGCGUCGUGAGUGGUGUCAAAAGCACGGUCGAAGCCACCAAAAACACGGUAGAGGCCGCAAAAGACAGCGUCGUGAGUGGUGUCAAGAGCAUGGUUGAUAAGGUAGAGGCCGCCAAGGACAGCGCCGUGAGUGGUGUCAAGAGCACGGUCGAAGCCGCCAAAAACAAGGUAGAGGCCGCAAAAGACAGCGUCGUGAGUGGUGUAACAAACACGGUCGAAGCUGCAAAGAACAAGGUAGAGGCCGCAAAAGACAGUGUCGUGAGUGGUGUCAAGAGCACGGUUGAUAAGGUAGAGGCCGCCAAGGACAGCGCCGUGAGUGGUGUCAAGAACACGGUCGAAGCCGCCAAAAACAAGGUAGAGGCCGCAAAAGACAGCGUCGUGAGUGGUGUAACAAACACGGUCGAAGCUGCAAAGAACAAGGUAGAGGCCGCAAAAGACAGUGUUGUGAGUGGUGUCAAGAGCACGGUUGAUAAGGUAGAGGCCGCCAAGGACAGCGCCGUGAGUGGUGUCAAGAACACGGUCGAAGCCGCCAGAAACAGCGUCGUGAGGAUCGCAAGCGAUAAUGAUCUGAAGAACAAGGCCAUGAGCAUGGCACGCACGGCAGAGGAGGUCGCCAGGGAGGCGGUGCAGGAGACAGGCCAGCAAGCGCUUAGGAAUGCGGCUGCGGGGUUUGCCGUGGGCGGAGUGGCAGGGGCAGCGGCAGCAGGUGGCAGCACUAUUCUGAUGGGUGCAAAUGAUGCGGCAUGGCGGCGGAUCAACAGUAAGGGUGGAAGCACCGGCGGGAGCAUGGAGCAGCCUCAGUAUGCAGCCGAGCAGCCUCAGUAG